Linum trigynum is the source of this 513-nucleotide messenger RNA. NCBI's taxonomy places the organism in Eukaryota, Viridiplantae, Streptophyta, Magnoliopsida, Malpighiales, Linaceae. The record is from the annotation of a GenBank genome assembly.
AUGUUGUCGUCCUUUCUCCUCUCACACCAUCGUCGUCUUCUGCAACUGGCCGCCGACAAUGUAAAAUCGAAUAUCGAUUUAGCAGGCAAAAUCAGGGGAACGAUCACGAAUGGUACCGCCGCCGCCGAGCAAACAGUGGUGAGCGAUUGGAAGCCUUCUAUUGUUUUGCGCGGCGUCGCGUCCUGCUCGGGAUCGGUGUCAGAUUCACCAACGAAGCUACACCUCUCCGACGGAAGAGGUUGUUGCGGUGAGGGAGCUCGAAUCGGCGAUUCAAAAGAGAGAGAGAGCGCGACGGAAGAUGGCGGCCAGAUCCAUCCCUUCUUCUCCUUUUUCUUUUCUCGGGAGGCCAGAUCCAUCCCAUCUCCCACUAGACAAAGACGAAGGAGUUACGGAGAGGGAGACGAGAGAGACGGUGAAGAUGGCACAACGACGGAUUCAAUGAUUGCAUGGUGGCGUCAAGGAAGCGGACAUGGAAACAGACCGCGGUGGCUGGUGGCAGCAUUGGGAGCUUGA